UCCUUUGUGAUAUUCAACAGUUCGUAUCCCAAGGGGCACGAAACCAGCUUGGUGGUAAUGCCUGGUGCGGACAACACGUUCAUUUGUGACAGAGGCACGGGUGAGGGUGGGUAAAUGGAAGUGAAUAGGCUACCUGUUCUAGAGAGAGAGAGACCUGUCUGUGGUGGAGACGUCCUUCGCCAUUUAUUUUCAGUUGACGUCGUCGUCUGCUGCACGGCGGUUACCUUGCGCGUGACGCAGCGACAACCUCACCUGUCCGGCCGCAGCACACUUUCGGUGUAAACUGCUCAGGUGUGUGGAGAGAGUGUUCAUCGCCACCAGCACCAGGUGAUUCGCAACUGCAUCGCUGGCACCUGCGUCGAUGGCGACUUGAACUUUCUUCGGGUGGCAACGGGGUGUGAGGAGACUCCGAGCAAUCGUAUCCAGGUUAUCUUGAUAUGUGCAGUUGUGUUACUGGUGAUGGUGGUGUUUGAACAAUACAUACCACGAUGCGGACAUUCUAUCCGCGCAUGCGCUGAGGACGUGAGAAACAAGUGCACGUGGGGAGGUCCUUUCCUUUGUCAUCCGUCGACGAUGAUUUCUUGGUCUUCAACGAAGAGGUCGAGGAGCUGACGGGAGGUUUCCAGGACAAGAAAGUGGUUGUUCUAGAGUGCUCGCAUUUACAACAGCAGUUACACAGGCUGUCCACCCACACGUUGUAUUGAAACCCAGAAACGCAGCCACGGAGCUCGGGUAGACAGGACAGGCUGCUGUCCCUUGCUCCCUGCCGACACCUGUACACCGCCACACAUCAAACGCUGGCAGGUCACACCCGGGGUGCAGGGCAUCGAGAGAGGAGCGGCUUGCUGACUUGAUGAAAUAAUAAAACAGGACGAACGCGAAUAAGAGACCACGUGACCCCGUCCCUUCCACCUUCCACACAGAUACAAGGGGAAUUCUCUUUCAAUCUUCUUCGUGGUUAGAUGUUCUAGCUCCUGGCUUUAUCCAAUCGUGUGCCUCGUAUUAAAAAACAAAACUACAUCAGUUUGGUGGAAGUCUUGCUCGAGUUUCCACCUGCUCUUCGCCGCCGAAAGGAUUUCCGUAAGGCGGGUUAGCUAGGCAGGAAGGGAAAGAACUCGGCCCGAACCAUGGCCCAAAUCGAAAGGAAGGUCCGCUUCCUGGGAAUCUGGCACGAGAACGUCAUCACGGACACCACCAUGCGUCAGAUCAUCGCACGCGCGCACGCGGAGAAAGGUCAGAAGGCGCGCCUGCGUCUGACUCCCAAAGGUCUGAGCGUCAGCCGCACGGUGGUGUUCCAGGAGCAGAGUCUGACGGCCUUCCCGCUGCACAACAUCUACUUCCUGACACUCAACCAGCGCCACCCCACGUGUCUGCUGUGCAUCGUGGCCGACCCCACCCGCAAGUACGGCAUCGUCGCUGUCAAGGCUGCCACCGUGCUGGACGCGCAGCAGAUCAUCGACACAUUCAACCGCCUCAAGAAUGACCCCACCCUGCAGCCUGGAAAUGUCGUGCUCAGUCGCAAAGAGGACGGCAACUGGACACUGCGGGAUCGCAGCGUUCACAACGUCAACCGCCACCUGACGGAGGUCUUCCACGAAUCCCCGCCGGGCACCCCGGUCAUCGGCACUAUCUCCAACGGGGAAGUGGUGGGGUACUCCCGACCCACCAACCCACCCGUUCUCAACCACGAGGGGGAGAUGCUAGUGGCGCGAACAUCCUCGGGAGGGUUCGGUUAUGGAAGCAGGAUGUCCACUUCCGGCGGAAGUCAAAACGGGGAUCUGACAGACAUCCGGAACGAGGUAGAGCAUCUGUCGCGGGAGCUGCAGGACAUCAGGGUUAUGGUGGAGCGUGGAGGAAGCCGCAGAGAGUCGAGCAGCAGCAAGCACAUGGAGGAUGGGUCUCACUACAUCUCAUCGGAAGUGCGAGCCAUGGGAGGCGACUUGCAGCGGAACGGGAGGAUACCGACCGACGAGUGGAUCGAAAGCAGGCCUGGGGAGGCGAGAGUGGUGGUGACAGACCACCGAAAAGGAACACCAACAACAUCAACAGCAGGAGUGGUACAUGCCCACGGCGGGGGUAACUUGACCCUGGCUAAUGGUCGGAUGUAUCGCCAGAUUACUGUCCCGGAGGCUUUGCCGCGCGACGACCGCGACCCGGCUUCGCCCACCGACACCAUCGUCUCCGGGCACCACAGCCACUACGAGGACGUCGACCAGACGUUCAUGUCGCUGCCCUCGGCAUACUCCGUGCGGCGCCGCGUCUCCCCCGAGCGUGUGCCGGUUCCGCAGGACAAGGAGCGGAAGUGGUCCGCUUCCUCCUCCAUCGCCUCCUCACGCAUGGGCAGCGGGCACGUGACCUUCAACCCCGCCGUUUACCAUCAUGGCCGCGAGAGCAAGUCUCGCACGUUGCGGUACAAAGCGGGGCUGUCCGUGCCCUCCACCGUGGUGAGGCCCAUCGAGGAGACCUACCGGCUUCCCAAGAACGCCACCUGGCGGCGCCAGCAGCACGUCUACGUCGUCCCGGACGCACAGGGCCACCUGGUGGUGACCCCUGCUGCUGGGGUCGUGCCUGGCCGACGGAUGCGUCCAGCCAGCGUACACGUCAUGCAGGGCAACGGCCUGAGAGUGUUCGACGAGCGGGAAGAACUCGACGACGCCUUCCUCUGAAAGACCUGGACAAGGGGAGGGAGGGAGAGGAUUGUGGGAUGGGGGUGUGGGGGUGGGGGUGAGAAGUGUUUGGAAGAGUGAAUGUUCCUGAGCGACAGAUUAAUGACUGGCAAGGUACAGGUGCACUUCACUUCGUCACAACAGAUCGUUGUUAUGAACUAUUGACCCUGGCAGUUUGAGUGAUCCCGAGACGAUUCACCUGAGAUUUAUUUAAUGGUCGUUGAACUUUAUCAGAUGGCGAGGACAGGAACAGAUGUGAACAGUGUGGCUUCGACUUCUGAAACUUUAGACCGUCUUAUGUUUACGGGAGAGUUGAAGCCUCGGCCAUGGGAAGCAGUUGACCAAAAGCUACUUUGGAUGCAUUCAUGUCCCUCUGUUUACUAUUUACACGUCUGAUGAAUGUUUUGUAAACAACAGGGCGUGAUUCUCCUCAGUUAUCUCUGGUAUUGCUGUCCCCUUAGUUUACAUGGCUCCUGGAACCUCGAGACCUUAUCUUUAUUUUGUAUCUUAAGCCUCGUCUCUUUUGUUAUCUUCUGCUUAUGUUUGUCGGUGAUUUUUGUUUGUUUGUUUGUUUGUGUGUGUGUUUCAUGUUGCAGUAAACACUGAAUAUCUGUUUCCAUAUUACUCAACUUUGUUCGUCACUUAAACAUGGCUUUCAAAUGUUAAACAAACUUGUUUUCAACAACUUAAUUUGUAAUUUAAACUAACAAUUUUCUUUACUAAUUCUUCUUAUUAUUCCAUUCCACCGACACGUGAGAUGUGGUCAGAAAUAAGAAAUGUUGACAGAGGUUGGCCACGUGAAGGUAAAUAAACAUGUUGAUUGUGGAGACAAAGAUGAAGGAGAUAAACUGUAACAGUUGAUGGAAUUACUUUGCUUGAUGACUCAUCUACCUCGCCUUUACACAUCUGAAGACUGUCUUGUAGUUAUGUAUUGUGUAACUUGUAAGUAAAUGUGAAAAUGAAUAAAUGUAAUAUAAUCAGAAUCUUGAA
This is a messenger RNA of Pomacea canaliculata, 3656 nucleotides long. RefSeq lists its product as uncharacterized. The record is from RefSeq and is a predicted model, not a curated record. The transcript has 4 exons. The coding region runs from base 1128 to 2666 and encodes 512 amino acids. Lineage: Eukaryota; Metazoa; Mollusca; Gastropoda; Architaenioglossa; Ampullariidae.